Messenger RNA from Talaromyces marneffei, 2370 nucleotides. RefSeq lists its product as uncharacterized. Bases 1 to 2370 code for a protein of 789 amino acids. Gene Ontology annotation, biological process: positive regulation of mitotic metaphase/anaphase transition; anaphase-promoting complex-dependent catabolic process; protein K11-linked ubiquitination. NCBI's taxonomy places the organism in Eukaryota, Fungi, Ascomycota, Eurotiomycetes, Eurotiales, Trichocomaceae. Gene Ontology annotation, molecular function: protein binding. The record is from RefSeq and is a predicted model, not a curated record. Gene Ontology annotation, cellular component: anaphase-promoting complex. The transcript has 5 exons.
AUGAGUCGAUUUCUCACUCCUUCUAAGGUCACCUUACUAUGCCUGGUGUCGCUGUAUGUCGAGGGCACAGUCCCCAACACAUCAGCUGUACCCGUCCUAUCCUUUCUGAUUUCUCACAUCCUGCCCUUGCCACCCGGAGACUCAGAUAGAUCUCCUCGCGCAUUCACUCGAGACAAGAAACAUGCCGUCUCUCUGGAUGCCCUUGAAGAGGUUCUCUCAUACCACGCCUCCUCAAUCCCUGGCCGCUCUGUCUGGGAUCUCCUACUCCGAAAAAUGUGGUCCCUAGACUGCUGCGACGCCCUGGAAACUUUCUUCGCUGACAUACACCAAAUUGUCGAAAAGUCACGAGAAGAGCAGAUUCAUGACAGGGACAAUGGUAUUGAGCCCGUCAGUGAUCGCAUGCUUCUAUCCCGGUCUUCGCCACUAGGCGCAUUUGUGCGGAGAGCGCAGCUGGAGUUUACUCGACUGCAAUUUCAUGAUUCGGUCAAGUUAUGGCGUGGAUUUGUCAAAUAUCGUAUGCCGACUUAUCGUGCUUGGGCGCGACGGCAUCCGUCCGGGGGAGAGUCGGCUGUUGAUGUUAACCUGGCAGAACUAGGUCUUGAUUCUGAUAGUCCCAUUGGCCAGGUGGUGUAUCGGAAUAUUGAUUAUGAUUCAGACGACGAAGCGGGUGUUAGUACCAAGGAUGUUGAGCAGCUGUUGAGCUUCCAGGUUGAGGAGCUACAAAGAAUCGGCGGGCGUGUUCCAGAUGAAGUUCGAGAUCAACUUGAGUACAUCAUUUCAGCCGGCGUGACUGUGCCUAGCAUGUCGCACUACAUUCGUUUCCUGGAUGCGUGGAAAGCAGGAGACUAUCCUUCAUCUUUUGAUAAUUUGCAUCGAUACUUUGACUACACGGUGCACAGCAGAGAUCGGAGUUUCUAUCAAUAUGCUCUACUGAAUUUGGCUAUUCUGCACGCAGACUUUGGGUCUUAUACCGAAGCUUUGUCUGCUAUGCAGGAAGCUAUAUCGAUUGCGCGAGAGUCGCAUGAUAUGAACUGUCUCAACUUCUGCAUGAGCUGGUUAUAUCAUUUCGGAAAGGCUUUUCCAGAGGAAAUGAAGGAUGUACAGAAUACGGGAAUGUUGGGUAGUGAGAAGGAGGGUCUCGCAUUUCUGAAGGCAAAGGCUAAGGAGACCGAGUCGUGGGGCUUGCUUAGUACGAUCCAUCUGAGUGAGGCGAAACUCGAUCUGCAGAAUGGAGAAAGUCUAGCAUCUGUCUUUGAGAACGUGGUCAAAUCGUUCUAUUUGAAUGUGACGAGAAAUUUGAGAACGACGAUGGGUCCACAACUUCUCCUUGAGUCGUCGUUAUUUACUCGCAUAGGUCUAACACAUCUUGCCCUACUGCAAUGUGACAUCUUCCAUGAAUGUUACACCAAAGGGUCACCUCUCGAAGACAAACUCAAAAUUGCCUACAGAAGCAGUCAAUUGAUAUUGCAUUGUGGUAGCUAUAAACGAGCAGUGGCUCGCCUCGAUGAUAUAGGACCGACAGAAUUACGCUCACUCAAAGCAAAUCAAUACUGGACAUUUUAUUCGGGAAUUUUGAAAUUACAGCGCCAGAUCCAUAGAGACGAUGCCGUUGCUGUGGAACACCUCUUCGCCCAACUCCAAGACAUCGGACUCCACGGCAUGGACCUCGACCUCCAACUGUCAUUCCUAGAGAUUGAAUUUCGUCUCCGAAAAGGCCAUCACUCUCAAGCAAUUGCGAUAGUGGAGGGAAUAGCCCAGACCAUGCAUCAAGAAAACUUUGAUGUCCUGGCUCAAAUCCGGUUACUGUGCUUCAAAGCUAGAAUCCUUGAAAAAACGGGUCUGCCACAACGAGGAUUCUCCCUGGCCAUGAGAGCUGCUAGUAUUGCUCAUCGAUGCCGUGUCUUGCCGGGGUUGUGGGAAGCCAUCGGUGUGCUGGCCACCGUACUUUUGAGUAUGCGUGAAUUCGAGGCUGCUGUAGAAAUGAUGGAGAGUAUUAUGCCUCAAGUCCUUGAGUUCGAUGAUCGAUAUCUCACAGCACGAUCCUACUCAAUCUUGGUGGACGCAAACAUGGGCUUGGCUGGAGAAGCCACCUCCCCUACGCUCCCUUUCUCGCCAGAUGACAACGAUGAUGGAGAAGCAGUAAAUAAGAACCCAGACCCGCUCAAGAAGAAGGAAUACAUCACCCGCGCAUCGGCGUACAUUGAUUGCUCGUACGAUGAAUACGAGGCUAUUGAGGAUUUGUUGGGACAGUGUGAGAUGAUGGCGAAGAAAGCUACGGUUAUGCAUUUGUCGGGGGAUCUGGUGUUGGCGAAUGAUUAUGCAUCGAAGUAUUUGGAUUUGAGGAGGCUGGCUAUGAGUGAGAGGGAGUGA